This is a messenger RNA of Mangifera indica (mango), 3653 nucleotides long. Its product is annotated as receptor-like serine/threonine-protein kinase NCRK. Gene Ontology annotation, biological process: protein phosphorylation. Gene Ontology annotation, molecular function: protein kinase activity; ATP binding. NCBI's taxonomy places the organism in Eukaryota, Viridiplantae, Streptophyta, Magnoliopsida, Sapindales, Anacardiaceae. Bases 682 to 2577 code for a protein of 631 amino acids. The transcript has 13 exons. The record is from RefSeq and is a predicted model, not a curated record.
GUUAUCCAAUCUUUCGGUCUUCUGGGUUAUUUUGUUUUGCUUGUUUCUUGUUCUUGCAGAGUUUGGACCAAUUUAGUAUGCUUUUUGACUUUUCCAGAGUUCACAUGUAAAUCUUCAGGCAUAUGCUCUGCAAGUCCUUUUCUUGUUCUAGAAAAAUGUUGAUUGAAUGACUCUUUGAUUAGUCUUGAGGGGCCAUUAUUUAAUAAAAGGACUUGUAUUCUUGUAUCCUGCGGGCAGGGUAUCUUAAUAAAACAGGCUGUAGCCUUUAUUGAAUAUUAUUCAUGUGCGUGUUUUUUGGAUGGAAAGGAUCAUGUAUUUAAGACCUUUAGUUGUGAAUCGCUAUCUUGCUGACUGCAGCUAAUUUACUACUGUGGAUUGCAAUUAGAAUGUGUUGUGUUUGUUACUGAACUUUAUUUCAUAGAACCUUAUAUAUUGUAGUUUAUUAUUGUUCUAUAAUAGUGGUUGUAUCUUCGCUUCAUGGAUACUGCUUACUCUGAGAUAAAUAGAACUGGGAGAUUCAGGUGUUUGUUGGCCAACUAUAAAAAUAUUGGGCUGUCUGAGUACAAAAAAGUUGGAAAACCAGACCUCUGGCCCCCAAUAAAGAUGAGGGCAAGAUCACAAAGUACUAACAUGGCAGGAUAGGGAAAAUAUCCGAAGGCUUCAGUGUUUGGAUUGGCAGAAAUGAAUCUCCAAGUGAAAGUUGCCCUUGCUUGUGUCAUUGGCGUUGCCUGGAUUCAGCAAAGCCUUUGUGAUGAGCUUUCUGGCAUAUCUGGUGUAAGCAAUUGGACAUGCACAUGUUCUUCCUCAAAUCAAGGAAACCAGAGUAAUAUUCUGAAAUCAAGCUGUUCUACAUCCUGUGACUGCAAUCCAGCAUUUGGAGGAUUACGUGGAGAUAAGUGGAUAUGUGUAUGUGCUGCUGAUGGAUUCCCUAAAGUUGCAAUCAACAGCCAUGAUACUACCUGUUUUACCAGCUGUAACUGCACUUCUGGUUCUGUCAGUGUGAAUGAGGCAAAAGCCUCUGGGAAGCGCAUUUCCAGUAAAGUAGUUGCGAUCAUUCUAUUAUCAUGUGUCAUACUCACAACACUUCUGUUUCUUACUUUGGCUAUGUGCUACAUUUAUUGGAAGGACAGGGGCCAUAUCCAAAUGCCAAAAAUUUCAUCGGAUAAAAAAACAAGUUGCAAUAGUGCUAUCAACUUAAUAAGUCACAGGAGUUCUUCAUUUACAGAUAUUAGAGUUGAUAUGGGCUCUUCAGUUAAUCUUGUCACAGGGUGCUUUCAGAAUACUUAUUUUUGUAGGAACAAACCAUGGACUAUUCAUGGAACUAUUAUCCGAUUCACAUACUCUGAAUUGCUAUAUGCAACGGAUAAGUUUUCCUAUUCCAACCUUUUAGGACAUGGUGGAAGCAGCUAUGUAUAUCGUGGUCAACUCGAAGAUGGUAGAAUUGUAGCAGUUAAGAGAUUCAAAACUCAGGGAGGGCCUGAUGCAGAUUCUAUCUUCUCAACGGAGGUAGACUUGUUAUCAAGACUUCAUCAUUGUCAUGUGGUGCCAUUGCUAGGCUACUGUUCAGAGUUUCAAGGGAAACGUGCUGAGAGGCUGCUAGUUUUUGAGUACCAGCCUAAUGGUAAUCUGAGGGAUUGCUUGGAUGGUGUGUUGGGGGAGAGCAUGAACUGGGAUACUCGUGUUGCAAUUGCAAUUGGUGCUGCCAGGGGCUUGGAGUAUCUGCAUGAAGCAGCUGCUCCUAGAAUUUUACACAGAGACAUCAAGUCCACAAAUAUUCUUCUAGAUGAGAAUUGGAGAGCGAAGAUAACUGAUCUUGGUAUGGCUAAACAAUUGAGGGCUGAUGGCCUUCCCAGCUGUUCCAGUUCUCCAGCAAGAAUGCAGGGGACUUUUGGCUAUAUCGCACCAGAGUAUGCAAUUGUUGGAAGGGUGUCUCUUAUGUCAGAUGUCUUCAGUUUUGGGGUAGUCUUACUUGAGCUAAUCACUGGCCGGCAACCAAUCCAUAAAUCAACUAAUAAAGGCGAAGAAAGCCUUGUCCUUUGGGCAACCUCUCGAUUACAUGAUAGUAACCGAGUGAUAUCAGAAUUGCCUGACCCACGUUUAAAACGAAGUUUCCUAGAAGAAGAAAUGCAGAUAAUGGCUUACCUAGCAAAGGAGUGCCUGCUGCUGGACCCUAAUGCACGACCAACCAUGAGUGAGGUUGUGCAAAUCCUUGCAACCAUAGCACCAGAUAAGUCUAGAAGAUUAAACAUCCCAGUGAACUUCAUUCAGAUGCCUUCAACCAGUGCGACAGGCAUACAAAGACCUGACAAUCUAAUAGAGGCAUCCAUUGAUGCACAAGAGGUGAGGCGAGUGGCAUCUAUUAGCUCACCUAGUUGUUCACAACCAUUGGAUGAUGACCAUAAACUCUGCACUGGAAGCAGCAGUGUAGAAGCGGAAACUGUCUCGGCUGAGUAUAUGGAAAGGCUAAUCCUUCUAACGCAUAAAGCAAGGAGUGGGCAUUCUCCAGAUGAUGAACUAGUGGACUUAACCGAGCCUCGGUUUGAGUCAUUCUGCAUGGCAAAUGUUAAGUGUUGCUGACAAAAUUACCUUCAAGGGAAAAUAAUUCUGGAAAAAGUGACAAGAAGAAACUCAUCCAGAUUAUGAACGAUUGGUUACAGGUUUUAUUUUGGUUUCUUUGUGCUGCUCUAGGCUGGAAGAGAUCAUAUAAUAGUGGAAGCAAUGAAGUCUUUCUGUGGACUUGCUUCAUUUUAAUUCUUCUCAGUUUCAUUGGAUAAUUUUUCUGACCCACAUCCACAGGUUUUCACCACAUGUUUUCAAGUCGUUAUAUUCAUGUACAGAAAAUCAUAGGAAAUUUAAAUUUUAAAAUGUUCAUAGAAGAUAUUCUACUUGAAAAAAAAUUAAAAAAUAUCAGUUAGUCCUUGUAAUAUUUGCAUUAUAUGUAAUUAUAAUUUUCAGUUUUACUGACUGACUUCUUUGUGAGGAUAGAACAUGGAUGAUCCAAAAUUUCUAGUUACUUACCAGUAGAAGUAGCUAUGUAUUCACUUAAUGCAAUUGACUUUGUUGGUGUGUUAGCUGGUUCUGCAUUUCACAGUCUUGAGAUCUCCCUUUGAAUGGUAGAUGCCAGAAAUGGAGGUCUGACUUGAAGACAGGUUGUUGCACUUCUCAACAAAUAAAAACUUGAACGGACCCUGUCUAACCUUCUUCCAAGCAAAUUAAAACUUGUUAAUGGAUCCGCCACCACCAAGCACACCGCUCCUGCCACCUCCACCUCCUCCUGCGGCCGGAGGAUGUCUGGAAUCAUGCUUGUGGCUCCUGUGCUGCUGUGGGUUGUUCGGAAGCUGCUGCCCUCCACUCUUUGAGCCGGGUCCUCCCCCUCCCUAGACCUACAUCUCUAGUGUGGAAGCAUUUUGCUUUCUUGUAUUUGUGUAAGUGAGCAGGAUUUACAAAAGGAAAAUCGAUUUCUUUAAAAUCGCUUGUACUUUGGAGCUUGGAAUUUCUAUUCUUGUAUCAGUUUUAUGAUUUUUCUUAUUUCCACUGGGAUGCUGAGAGUUAGUUGAAUGGUGAUGCAAUUUUACCAGUUCUUUAACAACCUCCAAAUAGAUAUAGUUUCAGAAUUAUGAGUUUCAAUCGAAUCAAUCUAUGAAUUUAUUCAG